Messenger RNA from Dunckerocampus dactyliophorus (ringed pipefish), 6838 nucleotides. RefSeq names its product LIM homeobox 1a (gene lhx1a). Bases 407 to 1630 code for a protein of 407 amino acids. The record is from RefSeq and is a predicted model, not a curated record. Gene Ontology annotation, biological process: regulation of transcription by RNA polymerase II; neuron differentiation. Lineage: Eukaryota; Metazoa; Chordata; Actinopteri; Syngnathiformes; Syngnathidae. Gene Ontology annotation, cellular component: nucleus. Gene Ontology annotation, molecular function: RNA polymerase II transcription regulatory region sequence-specific DNA binding; DNA-binding transcription factor activity, RNA polymerase II-specific. The transcript has 5 exons.
UGUCGCAUCACAGCUCCGGAGGCUGAGGGCAUGCAUCCCCAUCACCACCACCACCGGAACCACCGGAGCGUCCAUGCACGGACAUCCAGGAUGAUCCAGAGCUGCUAGAAGUGUGGAUACCAUGUUCGAUACCAUGUUCUUCUGGCCCCUUUUGUGACAUAUCAGUCAGACCCAAGUCCAAGUGCGCCCGGAUAAACAGACCGCUUCUCUCUCAGCCCGGAUCCAAUCAAUGAGCGCCUCUUUCUUUUUGGACGCCGAACCUUUCUUUCUUUCUUUCUUUUUAUUUUUUUUACGGCACGCGUGAUCCAAGCAGCAGCCGGUCCGAGGAGAGAGCCACCAAGUCCGCCAAUGCGCGGGCCCUGCUGCUGAAUUCGUCCGUGUGCGAGCAUCGUCGUCCGGCCGAGCCAUGGUCCACUGCGCCGGGUGCGAGAGGCCCAUCUUGGACCGCUUUCUGCUCAACGUGCUGGACCGAGCCUGGCACGUCAAGUGUGUGCAGUGCUGCGACUGCAAGUGCAAUUUGACAGAGAAGUGCUUUUCUCGGGAGGGGAGACUUUACUGCAAAAACGAUUUCUUUAGGCGGUUCGGCACCAAGUGCGGCGGGUGCUCGCAGGGCAUCUCCCCCAGCGACCUGGUCCGCAGGGCUCGGAGCAAAGUGUUCCACCUCAACUGCUUCACGUGCAUGAUGUGCAACAAGCAGCUCUCCACCGGCGAGGAGCUCUACAUCAUCGACGAGAACAAAUUCGUCUGCAAGGACGAUUACGUCAGCAGCGCCAGCGUGAAAGACGUCAACCUCCUCUCAGUCACGGCAUGCAGUGACCCGAGUUUAUCCCCGGACUCUCAAGACCCCCUCCAGGACGACGUGGUCCUAAAGGACACGGAGAUCGCUGCCCUCUCGGAUAAGGAAACUGUAAAUAACGAAAACGAUGACCAGAAUCUGGGUGGCAAGCGACGCGGCCCGCGGACAACCAUCAAGGCCAAGCAGCUGGAGACGCUGAAGGCGGCCUUUGCCGCCACCCCCAAACCCACCAGACACAUCAGGGAGCAACUGGCACAGGAGACCGGUCUCAACAUGAGGGUCAUCCAGGUCUGGUUCCAGAACCGGCGUUCCAAAGAGAGGCGCAUGAAGCAGCUGAGUGCACUCGGAGCUCGGAGGCAUGCGUUUUUCAGGAGCCCAAGGCGGAUGAGGACGCUGGUGGACCGCUUGGAACCUGGAGAGCUUAUCCCCAACGGGCCUUUCUCUUACUACGGAGAUUAUCAAAGUGAAUAUUACGGUCCAGGAGGGAACUAUGACUUCUUUCCUCAGGGGCCACCUUCAUCGCAAGCCCAGACCCCAGUUGAUCUCCCCUUUGUGCCCUCUUCAGGCCCCACGGGCACCCCCCUGGGAGGUAUGGACCACCCCCUUCCAGGCCACCAUCCAUCCAGCGACGUGCAGCGCUUUUCCGAUAUUAUGUCCCACCACCCUGGGGACUCUCCGAGCCCAGAGCCCGGCAUCCCGGGGACCCUGCACAGUAUGUCCUCCGAGGUGUUUGGCCCGAGCCCGCCCUUUACCUCGCUGUCUCUGAACGCCAACGGAUACAGCAACCAUUUGUCGCAUCCGCCCACAGAAAUGAACGAGGCCACUGUGUGGUAGCGCUCUGGCGGGACUGGACUCUUAGGACCUGGGGGUUCUGGAGUUGUGGGCUGGAUUAAGACACGGAUACCAACAGGGUUUGGUCCAUACCACAGAAACAUUUUUUCUAUCAUUUCUUAUUUAUUAUUUAUUGAUACUAACCCAAGAUUGGACAUGACGGCCUUCAUCUCCCUUUCUUUGUGCACCCGAGGCACCUUUAUUGUUGUCAUUUCCUUUUUCCACCUGCAUUUCCUGUUUUAGGCUUUGUUUCAUCCCGAAAUGAUAUCAUUGGUGGCGCUGGGUGGGACUACAGCGUUCCUUCAAUAAUUAGUGUGACUUCUUCAGCCGGGGUGUCCAAAGUGCAGCCCGGGGGGCAUUCUAAAAAACAUAACUAAUAAGAAAACAAAAAAAAACUAAACAAGAACAAAAAUGUUAAAAGUCAGCAGUAGUUUUCCAGGAAUAAAGUAAAAAUAUUAAGAGAAAAAAAUUGUUAUCUGACAAGAAAAAGUUGUCAUAAAAUUCUGAGGGGAAAAAAAAAGAAUUUUAAUAGCAUAAAAUAGAAAUAAGAAAAAAGACUUUAAAAAAAAGUCGUAAUAUUACGAGAAACACACAAAACAAUGAAUAAAGUUGUGAUUUCUGGAAAAUCAGGUUGCAGAAAGUCAAAAGAUUAUAGCAAUAAAGUCAUAACUCCGAAAAUAAAAUUUACAAGAAGAAAAUUGAAAUAUUUGGCAAACUAACAAAAACAACAGCAAAAAAAAGGCUGUCAUUUUCUCAAAAUAUUGAGAAAAAAAAGUUGUAUUCUACCGAGAAAAAAAGUAGCAAUUUAUGAGAAUAAACUCAUAAUAUUAUGAGGAAAAUUAAUAUUGUUUUUAGUAGCAUAUAGUUGAAGUAUUAAAGAAAAAUAUGUGCUUUUUUUAAAGUCUAAUGUUACGACAAACAAACAAAACAAUGAAUAAAGUUUUAAUUUGUGGAAAAUUAGGUUGCGGAAAAAGUUCUAAAGUUAUGAGAAUAAAGUCAAAAUAAAGAUGGAAAUAAAUUAAUAAAUAAUAAAUAAAUGAAUAAUUUAUUUAUAAGAGGCAAGGAGAAAUGGUUGGAAAAGGGAAAAAAACAACAGCAUAAAUGAAAAAACAGCUAUAAUUUUACAAGAAGAAAGUUAAAAUAUUAAGACAAAAAAAAGUAAUAUUCUCAUCAGAAAAAAGUAUCAAUUUUAAGAGAAUAAACUCAUAAUAUUAUGUUUUUGUAGCAUAAAGUUGAAAUACUAAAGAAAAAAUAUUAUAUAAAAAAAAACAAUGAAUAAAGUUGUAAUUUUUGGAAAAUCAUCUUGUAAGCAAUAUUAUUAUGGGAAUAAAGUCAUAAUAUUAUGGGAGUAGAGUCAUAAUAUUAUGUAUAGAAAAUGUAUGAACAUUAUAGAAGAAGAAAGUUUAAAUAUUUGGAAAAUUAAAACAAAAACGACACAAAUGGGGAAAAAGAGCAAAGAGUGAAGUUGAUAUUAAUAACAGGUUUCUUCACCUGUAAGGAUGAGAUGCAGUUUUUUUCUUGAAAUAUAUAUAACUUCUUAGCAUAUCUUGACAAAAUAGCCAUGUGGAAAAGUUGCGUCCUUUCAUUUUUCGCUAUGUGGCCCUCGCUUAAAGAAAAAGUUUGGAUACCCCGUAAACACAAGAAGACAAACGUGUUUCAUCUUUGGACCCUGGACACCCUGCCCGAGUACACGGCUCAUAAAAAGCGGUAAAGUCCAAAAAAUCAAACAGAUGCAAAAUUAAACAUAACGAUGGUGCAGGGGCGUGACAAAAGGCACCCUAAAUAAAACAACAGGGAACACCUGAACGGGGCAGCGAGGCACUUAACAGGAAGACGCAGUUUAAAAGAAAAGGACAAAAUGAUAGAAGUAAAAGAGUUAAAUUCAGAAAGUGCAGAAAGUGUGAUGAGGGAGGCGUCGUGAUGCAAACGCAUGUAAGCGCUACGAUCCGGCGUCUUCCUUUUCCAGCCGCACGCCAGAAGAACGGCUGCCGACGUGCCUCGUGGCGCCGCCCAGCGCUGGAAGUCACGUCAGCUGUGGACGAAACAAAAGCACAAAACAGGAAAAUUGCCAGACGGAAACAGGAAAUGCCGACAAUAAAAGCUAGCGACUUGGCUUAGCGACCAAACACUCAUCGUGAGAGCGUGAGAAGACAUUUCAACAUCCCUUGUACGUCCUCCUGUCAAAGACGUGAAUAGCUUUAUGCACACAUCACAACAAUCCGGCCAAAGGUUGCUUGUGCGCCAAACUGAGCAGUGUUCAGACUUUGUAUUUUAUUGUAUUUAUUCACAAGUCCCUCCCUCGGACUGCCAUAUUGACACUGUCUCUGAAGGUCAGAGAAUGACACUGUCCUUUGUCGGGGCUUUUUCUUUGUGUUCUUUUGGUGUCAGAAUGUCCACCAAAUCUGUGGAAAGCCGCCUUCAAAAGGCAAACAAUGGACUGCAAACCCUUUAUUUCACAUGGAACUGAACUUAAAUUGUUUAAAUGAAGUCUACCUUCUAAAAAAAAAUCUCCGACUGGGGUUGAAAAUGGGACUUAGAACAGUCAACUGUUUACGUGAUCUAUAUAAAAUUCAGGAGUCCAGAAGAGCGUGUUUUAGAAGCCUGUCCACAUAAAAUGUUCCAAGCAACCAACCAAACUUUUGUAUUGAUUUCAUUUCUUUUGUAUGAAGAAAAUACACUCGCUGGGGUUUUGCUUCACUGUGCUAGUUUGUACGAAAUGUUGUUUACAAAAAAAAAAAAGAAAAAAGGUUGAACAAUGACUCAAGCAGCGUAGUUGCCAAAUAAAAGAAUAGCACAAAUAUUGUUACAUCAUCAUGUGCAGAAUGUCACAAAUUGUGUUGGGAGGCAAACUUUGAUGACGCUGACAGUGCAUUCAUAAAACUCUUCAUGUGACCUCCCUAGCCGGCUUUCAUUUGUGUCUCCAAAGGAGUCAAGAUCCAAACAGUUUAAGUGCUGAUGGUGGAACAUGCUUGUGGAAGCUGCUCCUUCCCUCCCAAUGGCUGACGCACACAUGAGCAGUGAUCGAUUCACUAACUAUUGAUUAGGAAGAUACAAAUACUGGAUACUAGGGGUGUCACGAGACACAGCUCAUGAGACGAGACGACACACAAGACUGGGUCUAAGAGAACGAAGCGAGAUUUUAAAACCAAGCAUAAAAAUGUCGAAAUGAAUUAAAAUUACAGAUGUACGGUAUCAUUUUUUUCAAACCGAUAACUGUGCUUUUCAAGACCGAUAUGAUACCGAUAUAUACCCCGUCUGUCGCCCGAAGUCAGCUGGGAUUGGCUCCAGCAUGCCCCCGUGACCCUAAAGAGGAGAAGCGGUAUAGACAAUGGAUGGAUGGAUGUAGUUUGUGCUGCUACGGAGGUCAGGAGAAUCGUAGUAUAGAGUGGGAAGAGGCACCUGGCGUAGCCCAGCAAGGGGCACUGUAUUCAGGCACACGCUCCGAGCAGCCGGUGGUCUCUGACAAACCUUUUGCACUUUUCAAAUGCCGCGGCGCUGGCGUUUCAGGCGGCUUAUAAGGUUUUUCUGUGCUUGAUGGGUUUGUCCCCUCAUUGCGGAGCAUUUGGUACAACUAGCACGCAAAAUGAAUCUUUAUUUACGAGUGAGCUCAGGGGAAGUUACGACAGGCCGUCAACGUCACAGGCAGGAGGAAAGAGGCGUGCUUGAUUUGCUCACCCGCACACUACGGGUAAUUUAGCCUAAUUGGAGCGUGUUUUUAAAGUCGGCCCGAUAAUUAAUAAUUAACAUGCAUCCCUAACUAAAAUACAAACACAAGGCAGAAGAAGCAUUGGAAUGUAACAUUCUACAUUGGCCACUAGGUGUCGAUGUUCGGUGAGACAGGCACUAGACUCCUCACUAAGGUUGUUAGGGGGCACAUUUACUGUGACACUGCCUGAGCAGGAGUUUUAUUUCCAUCUUACAUGGCGUACUUACUUUCAUUCUGUCUGCUAUUUGGGUAACACAAGUAUAAAACCAAGGAAGGAAGUACACUGGAAGUACUCUGUGCAGAACAAACAAAUAUGUUAUCUAUGUUAUCUUAUUUUUGUUUAACGUCUUGUUUUCUUUGACUAUAUCUACUAUAUUGGUUAACAGGGGUGUAAAGGUGACUAUAGGGUUGUUAUUUCAUGUCUAGAGGUCUCUAAUAAUGUUAAAAAACGUUAAAAAAAAAUUCCAUUUGUUAAUAUUGAAUCCUAUUGAAUUCACUUAUCACAGUCGGGUCUGGAACCAAUUAACUGCCAUAAAUGAGGGAUUAGUUUAAGAUUUUUAACUUUAUUAGAACCCUCUUUACAUGAAAUAACACCCCUCUAGUUACCUUUACACUCCUAUUACCCAAUAUAGUAGACAUUAUAAGACAAAAUGAGAUAUAUAAGACACAAAUGAGCAACACUUCCUCAUUCUGACCACUCUAUCACAAGGUGCAUUCACAGACACUCUGGAAAUCACAAUAAUGUCCUUCUUAUGCGUAUAUGUGUGGUCUAAAUAAACAGAAAGACAAAGAAAGUGUAUCUUCUUAUCACUCACUAAGGUAACUCGUACUGCGGAAGUGCAAUCUGCUGCAUUUAAGGAUGCUCGGAAAUCCCAGAAAAUACAUCUACACUCCAAACAUGUGAAUUCAUCUACUCAAUUACAUUUCCAGACAUGUGUGCUAUCUUUUAGCUUGAGUUCAAUUUUCAGUUGAUUUGGAGCUGUUAAUAAAUACAAAUAUACACGAGGGGCGCUCCGAUCGAUCCUAUGAUUUCCAUGAAAAAUCACCAAAAUGCUAUUAAAUGCAAUUAAAUAUUGUAAUCCAUUGACAGCCCUGGAAAAGGUUAUAAAGCCACUUCUAAAGCUUUGGGACUCCAGUGAACCACCAGUGAGAGUCAUUAUCCACAAAUGGUGAAAACAUGAAACAGUGGUAAACCUUCCCAGGAGUGGCCGGCCAACCAAAAUUACCCCAAGAGCGCAGCGAUGACUCAUGCAAGAGGUCACAAAAGACUCCACAUCAACAUCCAAAGAACUGCAAGCCUCACUUGCAUCAGUUACGGUCAGUGUUCAUGACUCCACCGUAAGAAAGUCACUGGGCAAAAACGGUCUGCAUUAGUUCCAAGAUGAAAACCACUGCUGACCAAAAAGAACAUUAAGGCGCGUCUCAAUUUUGCCAGAAAACAUCUUGAUGAUCCCAAAGACCUUUGGGAAAAUACUCUGUGGUCUCACGAGACAAAAGUUGAAGUU